This is a messenger RNA of Paramormyrops kingsleyae, 1240 nucleotides long. RefSeq names its product transmembrane protein 74 (gene tmem74). The record is from RefSeq and is a predicted model, not a curated record. NCBI's taxonomy places the organism in Eukaryota, Metazoa, Chordata, Actinopteri, Osteoglossiformes, Mormyridae.
CGUAAACACAGGCUACAGGCAUGAAACUACAGAUAACAUUAAAGGACUCGUGCCCUGGAGAUCAGCAGGUCUGGUCAGCAGACUACAUUUCCCAGGAUUCCGCCUGAGCCGCUGUCUGUGGUUCCGCUCUCAGCCAGGGAGGCUGUCCCGACCGGGCUCAGAUGGGACUAAAGCAUCCUUCUCAGUACCUAAAGGGGGAGCGACGGCCAGUGCUGACGGGGGAGGCACCGAGAGGGGAGACUAGCAAUGUCCUGAUACAGAAGUGGGGCAAGAAAGCAAAGACUUAGAUGGCCGCACUGGAACUUCUGUACAUCGGCAAAGACGGCAGGGAAGCCGGUCUCGACCGGGCUUUAGGUUCCCAUUGCCAUCAAUCAAGCAUUUCCGCCAGGGAGGCGACUACGAAGCAGCAUCUGGUCAAUCCGUGUGAAAGAACAGCCGUCUGGGAAGGACAAUGUGAUUCAGCACCAAGGACGGCUCCCCGGGACGGGGGCGGCGUGCGCAGCCAGCGGCCGUCGGAGAAGGACAUCCGCCUGUGCUGCGACCAGGAGCUGGAGACUUCUUUCGCGUACGUGGACGAAAAUGUCAACCUGCAGCGGGCCAGUCCGCAACCCUCCGGGAAGAGACGGCACGGCGACGGCCUUCCGGAGCCCUUUCAGGAUCUGUCGCUGAUAUCCGACGACGAUCUCUCCGAGAGUCCGGGCAAAGUGGACUACGGGCUCAUCAGCGCCGUGACUUUCCUGGUGACCGGCAUGUCGCUCGUCGCCAUCUCCUACGCCGUCCCCCGCGAAGUGAAGGCGAACCCGGACAGUGUGUCCGCCCGGGAGAUGGAGCGGCUGGAGAGGGAGAGCGCCCGGGUCGGGGCGCACCUGGACCGGUGCGUGAUCGCGGGGCUCUGCCUCCUCACGCUGGGGGGCGCCGUCCUUUCCACGCUGCUCAUCAUCUCCAUGUGGAAAGGCGAGAUGUACAGCAGAAAGGUCCUGGCUUAUUCCAAGCAGUCGGCGAAACUGUACGGCUCAAUCAAUCUUAGGAUGAAAUCUAGCCCCGAUCAGACCUCCUCACCCCUUCCUGUGGAUGAAGACAACACUGAAUGUAUCGAUUGAAAUGCGAGCUGGGGCGCACAAUUUAUUUCUUCACUCACUAAACAGUAAUGAGUAAAAAUGCUUGAUAACUGCAUUAAUGAUGCCCGGCGUGCAAUUAACCUAAUUUAAGUUAUUUGUAUCUCAUAUAAAAGCUCGUUAAA